UUCUGUCACGAAGAAGUUAACAUUGCACUGGCAAAUACAUUGCACUGGUGAAUACAAAUGCUUCAUUUUAACUGAUAUGAGCCCCCUGUCAUUUUCUGGAGUGUGACCUUGCAUGGACUUUCAUUGUAUCCCAGUUGGCCAAAAAGGUCCUCCUCCCUCCUCUCUCCUAUUAUGUAAAGAGGGGAAUUAGAUGAAUAAUUAUGAUUCUCUCUCUGCAGCUGGUGGAAGCCUGGGCCUGGAGCCAAAGGAGGGAGAGCGAGAAGCCGCCUCUUUAAAGGACCCCUGGAAUCCAAGGGGCAGUGUGCAGUGACUAUUCCGAGUGCAAACUUGAAACAAGUGCAAAUGCAAAAAAACACACCAACCAAUCCUGGGGGAAGCAGCAGAGGCCAAAAAAACAGAGCUGUCAGAAAAGGGCCAACAAAAAGAGAACACGAGUGACUUAGGAAGCUGAGGAACGGAGCAGUCCAUCUCAGGAUGAAAUGAGGGACCCGAGGAACACAAAUGAGUGACCCCAAAGCAUGAGCCCUGGGAUGAGUCAACUGCAAGGUAAAGACUUAAGCGCAGACUGAACCAGAGACGAGGCUGGACUAGCAUCCAAGGCUAAAAGAGGAGGUGAAGGUACAGAUGGGAGCCCACCUAAGAAGGAAGCCCUGGACAGGUGUGGACGUCUUGUCCCCAUGGACUGUUGAUGCCACAGCCUGGCCUGUGGUGCAGUUUUGUAUCUCCUUUUGCUUCUUUCUGGUAGAAGUGGUGGCCAGCCGGGUGACAGGAUCCCUGCUGCUGCUUUCGUCUGCGUUCCAGACCCUGGAAGGGGCACUGACACUAGCCGUGUCUUUAGCAGACAUCUGGCUGGCUUCUGGAAGGUACCUCAGCAGGAGAAACACCUUUGGAUGGGCCCGAGUCCGGAUUACGGGAACUCUGGUCAGUGCUGUCUUCCAAAGUGCCUUGUACCUGACUAUCAUCCCGGAGUCAAUUCUCAGGGUUGCAGCUCCGCAGAUCACAGAGCAUGCCUCGGCACUAAUGGGGAUUGGGGCAAUGGGGAUCCCUAUCCACUUGGCCAGAGCAUGGCUGAAUGAGAGGCAGUCCCAAGAUGGGGGUCCCAGGCCCUGCUGUAGCAGGAGGAGAAUCACCCAAGCUGACAGUUCUUUCCAGGAGACCGAAGACCUGCUAGAGAGUGGAUCCUCAAUGAAUCGAUGGCCCUGGGUAGCAGAGCUCAGCCCCAUGGUGCUUGCAGAUAAACCUGGACAACUUAGACUUGACUGGAUGGUUGCCUGCUUAGGUCCUAUUUCUGUCCUCCUAUAUUCUGUCACUUACUACCUACUAGUACAAACGACUCCUUGUGUUAGUCAUACAGCUUGCUUCGGCCACUGCCUUACAUGUUCAAUCUGGAAUACCUCUGAGCACACACAACUGCCUUGUUGGCUGCUUUAUCUGGACCCUGGGUUUGCCGUCGUCGUGGCUGUCACCCUUCUGUGCAUUGCAUGGCCAGCCUUGCGGGUUUGCUUCCUGGUGCACCUCCAGGCUGUGCCGGACCAGCUGGACCUUCACUUAUUGGAGCAGCACCUGCGUGCCACUGAAGGUGUGGCAGCUGUGAGAGACCUCAACAUCUGGCAACUGGAUGGUCCCACCAGCUUGGUAGCCUCAGCCCAUGUGUGCUGCCUUGACAUGGCUAAGUAUGAAACUGUGAUCAACAACGUGCAACAGGUGUUCUGUGAACACGGCAUCCAUGCCACCACAGUGCAGCCACAUCUUGACACUUGCUCAAACGGGACGCAUCAUGAAAAAUGUGAUGUGCCCCCCCUGCAAGAAGUGCCUGACCGCCAAUCCUGUUGAAGUCACAGAAUAUGAAACUACAGUGUGAGCACAGCAGGCAAACCCUACUUGAGGGGAAACGGAUGGGAUGAGCAGAGUACGUUGGAAGCUUCUAGAAUGAUAUACAAUAUUAUCUAUGGUUUCUGCUGUCAGGGUCCAACCUCCUAGCUGGAUGCUCCCAUACAACCCAAAGGUAGCCACAGAAGGCCCUGCGAGAGCUAUGAAGAACCAAUAUUUUGUCAAACGUGGUUGGAUUACAGAGCCCAUCAAACAUGAUCAGUGACCAUGUUAGCUGGAACUGAUGGGAACCACAGAUUUUCCAUCUCUAGCUUAUAGGAAAGAUCAAAAAGAUGAACAGUGAGCUGUGAUGAGUAAGAUUUGGUGUUACAUGGCUUCUAGAAUCCUCCAGCUACCUUGACCUGGGGAUUCUGGGAAUAGUAGGCCAAAAUCUCCUCUCCUUCCCAAUGCACAGGGACAAUAAGUUUAAUUUAGAUAUAUAUGUACAAUUCUGCAAGAGCUCAGGAAAAAAACCCUCCAGAAACUGAUCUCAGUUUUCUAACCCUAGUAAUACAGUUUAUAGAAUAAAUCAUGCAAAGCACAAGUA
This is a messenger RNA of Sceloporus undulatus (fence lizard), 2416 nucleotides long. RefSeq names its product zinc transporter 1-like. Gene Ontology annotation, biological process: zinc ion transmembrane transport; intracellular zinc ion homeostasis; detoxification of zinc ion. Gene Ontology annotation, molecular function: calcium channel inhibitor activity; zinc ion transmembrane transporter activity. The transcript has 2 exons. The record is from RefSeq and is a predicted model, not a curated record. Gene Ontology annotation, cellular component: membrane; Golgi apparatus; endoplasmic reticulum. The coding region runs from base 625 to 1833 and encodes 402 amino acids. NCBI's taxonomy places the organism in Eukaryota, Metazoa, Chordata, Lepidosauria, Squamata, Phrynosomatidae.